AUGGCGGACGAAGGCAACGAAGAUAGUUGGUUGUACGGUAAUUCGCAACAGGAUGGCGGGGCGGGUGAUGCAAGUGCGAUUACCGGGAACGGUAGUUCCCCCGGUGCAGCUACUGGUGGCAAGAACGCUCUGUGGGACGUUGAGCAGGAAGGGUCCGAAUCCGAGAAUGCGACCCGCGAAGCGCCGGCUGGCGAGUUGGAUGAUAAACGCCGUGGUUCCAACGAGCAGCAGAUUAGCGGUGAGACCGGCAACGAGAGCGGCCACGAGCAGCAUGGAUGCGAUGAUAAUGCGAUGGAUUCGAGUGACCUGCAGCAGCAACGAGUGGAGGGCGACACCGAAAGUCACGAGGAUUCACAGAUGAUGGAAGACAGCAGCAUGGUCGGUGACCGUGAAGAGGAAGAAAAGCAGGACAAACCGCGGCGGCAAACGGAGGCCUCAGCCGGCAAAGAAGACCGGGACGGGGAGAAUGAUGCACAGGACGGUGAAGCAGGCUCGGAAGAGGAAGGAAAGAAGAACAAGGCCACUGCGAAGGAUGGUGCUGGCGACGAGAGCUCGAAGGACAAGGGCCCACUGAGCGACAUGGAAAGCGAUAUCGAUAGUGACGAGGACGACGACAUUAAUGUGGUGAUCGGGGACAUCAAGUCGGGUCCGAGCUACAACAUCAUCAAGCAGCGCGGACCCAUCAUGCCUAACCAGGGCGCAGCGAACGCGGCCGGUGUGACUGACAAAACGAAGCAACCGGCCGGAAAGUUCAGCAUAGAGGAGUUUGAAAGUGUCGGCGCCAUCAACGGAGUUCCGGCCCAUGAGUUCAGCAUCGAUUCGCUGGACGAGAAACCGUGGCGCAAGCCCGGUUCGGACAUUACGGAUUACUUCAACUACGGCUUCAACGAGGAAACGUGGCGAUCGUACUGCGAGCGACAGAAGCGCAUGCGCCAGCACGAGAGCGGUGUCGGGAUGGCGGGUCUGACGAUCAACAACCCGCAGGCGGCACAGCCUUCGAUGUCGAUGCGUGACAUGAGACGAUCCGGAGGACCGAUGGGUGGCGGCGAUGGACGGAUGGGGCCGAGGAAGAUGAACGGGCCGAUUGAAGUGAUUGGUGGUGGUCCCGGUGGACCGAUGGGUGGGCCGAUGGGCGGUGGUGGAGGUCGUCGGGAUGACGGCGGAAUGGGCAUGUCGAAUCAACCGAAGGAGAACGUCAUUCAGGUGAUGACGGCUGAUCGGCGCGAGUACAGCCGGACGGUGGUGGGCAACAAGUACGAUCCGUCGAUGGGCGGUCCUCCCGGGUUCGGUGGUGGUCCACCUGAGUUCUAUCACCCCGAGCAGGACUAUUCCGAUUACUACGAUCCGAUGCAGGAGUCACAGUGGGGGAACGACAAUGGAAACUGGCAACCGACGGGCAUCAAAACGCUCACACCCGGCCCACCGAUGAUGCAGCCCAAUAUGGUGGGAAUGCCUCCGCAGCAGCACAUAGAGAUGAUGGGUGGUGGGCCACCGGAACGGAUGGUAAUGCCCCCUCCGCAGCAGAUGCAACUUGGCAUGGUAGGAGGGCCCGGAAUGGGUCCCGGUCCUGGCGGACGGAUGCAUCCCGGCGGUAUGCCACCCGGACGCGGUGACAUGCGCAAUCCGAAACGCGACCCGAGGGGUGACCCGCGAGAUCCACGGGAACGGGACCGUGAACGCGAGCAGCGCGAUCGACGCGAUCGGGAACGUGAGCGCGAUCGGGAUCGUAAGGAUCGUAAGGAGAGAGAGCACCGACCGGAACGCGACAUAGGUGGCCUCGUACCGAAAGAGGAACCCGUGGAGGUUCCCGCUCCGACGACACCGGGCGCUACAUCGGGUGCACCGUCUGGAGCACCGGCCACACCAUCGUCCGGCAGUAGUGCGCGGGACGACAAAGACAAACGCUCCACAAAAACUGAUCGCCACAAAGACGCUCGCCACCGUGAGCGUUCCAGAAGCCGCGAACGGUCCAAGUCACGCCGGUCGGACCGAAGCCGUGAGCGUGAUCAGUCGCGUCACAGUCGCGACAAAAAGAAAUCACACCGCAAGGACAAGGAAGACGGUGAAUGAAUAGCGAUUGUUGUUGGGUUUUGCGAAUGCGUUUAGGGUAACGAUAGGAAAUGCGAAAGUGCGGACUAAUAUUUACUGCUGACCACAAACCGGAGAAGGGCAGCAGCAUCAUAGAAAGAGAACUAUAAUAUACCGCUAGCGCGUAAGAAUGUACUGUGUCGUUAGAUUGUAAAUAAAAAGCAUGUCCU
Anopheles bellator is the source of this 2258-nucleotide messenger RNA. RefSeq names its product pre-mRNA 3'-end-processing factor FIP1 (gene Fip1). Gene Ontology annotation, cellular component: mRNA cleavage and polyadenylation specificity factor complex. Lineage: Eukaryota; Metazoa; Arthropoda; Insecta; Diptera; Culicidae. The record is from RefSeq and is a predicted model, not a curated record. The coding region runs from base 1 to 2070 and encodes 689 amino acids. Gene Ontology annotation, molecular function: RNA binding. The transcript is spliced from 2 exons.